Ilex paraguariensis (yerba mate) is the source of this 219-nucleotide messenger RNA. The record is from the annotation of a GenBank genome assembly. NCBI's taxonomy places the organism in Eukaryota, Viridiplantae, Streptophyta, Magnoliopsida, Aquifoliales, Aquifoliaceae.
AUGGGAAUGAGCUCAACAAGGAGGGGGCAAAUUGUGGUUGAUUUAAGAGCGGAGAUUGAGCCUGAAGCAAACGUACCAAAUGAAACAAUCGAGGAUGUCCGUAAGGAGGAGGAACCAAUUAGUGCUAAGCUUCAACAAAUGCCAAACAAGAAGAAGAAAUACUCAAAGUCCAAGGUAGCUGAGCACCACUUGCUCAGAAAAAUCCAACCCCCUCAAUGA